UAGGCCACCACUAACAGAAAUAAAACUACAAAAAACAAUCAAAACAAGCUUCCAACUUAAUCGCACCGCGAAUAUGCAACCGCACCGCCCUCCGCCCCUGUGAUCGUGUGUAGUGUGCAUCCAUGGCCACGCCCCCGCCCUCGCCCCCGUUGGCGACAGGCGCGGCAGAGAGCGCUGUGGACGCAGCAGCGGAAGACGCAACAGCGGCGCAUCCGCAGCAAAGGCAGCGCCUGCAGCAACAGCAGCUGGCCAGGAAUUCGCUUCUCGCGGACUUGCGGAGAUCGACGAAUUUCUGGUUCCGUGCGGCCAAGUCCAAGGACAGCCUCCAGCUGCUGGCCCAGAGCUGCACCCGGAUUCUGCAACAUGGCCUGUUGCAGCCCGUGGAACUCCAGCGACUGGCGGACGACUUUGAGUUUCUGCUGGCGAGUGCGGGAAAGCAGCAACUGCAGUCGCAGGCCAGGCCCGCCCCUUAUCGUCCGGCUUGCGCCAGAGGCAGUGCGUCAUCGGCGGCGGUCGGAGUGGAGGAGUUCCUCAGCGAGUGGACGACCCGCUGCCUGCGCGCCCGCUGCCUCUCGCAGUGCCUCCAGACGCUCGUCUCCGAUCCGGAACUGAUGGAGCUCUACUACCCCAGCGAGGAGGCCUUUCUGCGAUGGUCCAGUGACGCCACUGCCCUGUUCGUUUGUCUCACGGCGGUCCAGCUCAACCAGAGCGGCCUGCUGGGCCAGCUCGAGGUCAGACAUCAGCUGCGCCAUCGACGCACUUGCUCGCAGCCGAACUUCAGCAUCUCGCCCAAGCUGCAAGUGGUGCCGGAGGAGAGGCUACAGAAACGUAGUUUCCUUAGACGUCUCAAGAGUUUGCCAAAUCUCAGUCAGGAGGUCGAGGAGUUGGACGACAGGACGUCGUUCAGACGGCGCUGCCAAACGUUCAGCAGCUCGAGGAGCGCCAAGCUGAGGGAAGACCAACUGGACGCCCCAUCCACCAGUUCCUGUUCGUCCAGCGACAGUCCCAAACGCAUCCAGCUGAUCAACUGUGAUGACAUCAAGAUCUGGACCGACCAAACGCCCCAGGAAGUGGCGCCCCAAGGGCACGAGAAGAAGAUGCAGGAGGCACCCAAGGUGUCCUCGUCUGUGGGCAGUUAUCUGGGCAGUUUAUUUGGCUCGACGCCCCUGUACACCAGCUGGUUUCAGCGCGGCGUGGGCGAGGAUCUGAAUGCCUCUGGCGAUGGCGGUAUGCUGGACACCUUUCUGCCCGUCAACGGUCGCAAGCUGAAGAAGCAGCAAACGCUGUUCGAAGGCGUCAGCAUGCUGGACGAGGCAGCUGCGUCCACAACCGGCGGGACCUCGGCUCCCUGGGACAUUCAAGGUUCGGCCGGAGGGGGCAGUACCACCUCAACAACAGCCUCCAGUUCGGUGAGCAUCACGCCGGGCAGCGAUAAGAUCGACCAGCAGUCGCUGGCCUCGUUCCUGCAGAUGUCUCGGCAAACGCACAACAACACGCAGCUGGAGAAGGAAAACGCCCACUUUCGCAUCUCGGAGGCUUGCAUCACGGCCAUCGAGCACGUCAAGUGGAGCAGGCGGCUGGCCGGUCCAGCGGAUCCGGCGAACACGAAUCCCUCGGAGCCCAAUCUGAUGCCCUACGUGGAGCAGAUACCCGGCGAUGUGCAGAGCCACAGUGCCGAGGCGGUGGGCCUCCAGCUGAUAUCCCGCUUCAGCGAACAGCAGCUGCCGCGCUUGGGCCACCUCAAGUGGCUGGUCUCCGAGCAGGAGGCGCCGCAGCAACUGCUGCCCCUGCCCAUACCCAAGCACGAGGACCACGAGCAGGCCAGCCUGACCAGGGGCACUGCCAGCUGGGCGCCGCCGCGCCAGCAGAUCAUCUUCACCGAACAUCCCUCGGAGAAUCGUGCCAAGGUGCUGCAGAGGCAGAACCAUCGCUGUGCCGGCUGCGGUAUGCGGGUUGCGAAGCAUCUGCAACAGCACUUCCGCUACUGCACGUACCUGGGCAAGUACCUGUGCACCGGCUGCCACCGCAACCAGAUUUCCGCGAUCCCCGCCAGGAUCCUGCGCUCCUGGGACUUCCGCUGCUACCCCGUGUGCUCCUUUGCCUACCGCCUCAUCGAGCAGAUGUACGCCUUUCCGCUGUUCCACGUCCCGGAUCUGAAUGGCCAGCUGUACAAGCACAAGGAGUUGGCCAGGGCGAGGAGGAAGCGGCUGCAGCUGCGAGCGGUCAAGGGAUUCAUAGCCAACUGUCGCUUUGCCACGCGAGAGCAGGCGUUCUUCAAUGCCAUUCCGGCGCACCUCACCCAGGAUGCGGACAUGUGGUCCAUGUGCGAUUUCGUGGACGUCCAGAACACCAGCAUGAAUCGCUCCAUCAAGGAGGUGAUCGCUCUGAGCGAGCAGCACGUCCACAACUGCGUGCUCUGUACGGGUCGUGCCUUCCUUUGCGAGCACUGCAAGGGCGGCGAGCUCAUCUACCCGUGGCAGCGAAAAGUCCAGCGCUGCGAUCGCUGCGGUGCCUGUUUCCACAACGCUUGCUGGAAGACGAGCAGUCGGUGGCGCAGCCACGACGACCCGUGUCCCAGGUGCUCCCGUCUCCAGAAUCGCGCCAGCUAGCAUCCGAUCAAAGUGGAGUUGGAGAAGCAGCUCAAAAUUCGAAGGGUUGGCUAGGAAUUGGCGGGGAAAUUUUAGUGAAAUCAAUGUUCACCUUGGAAACUAUGAGGAUUCAUGGAUACUUGGUUAGGCGUGCUACUCUUUUCACUGAGAAAGGAAUUUUUCCUUAGCUAAUGGAUGUUGUGUAGGUCAAACAAAAGUUAAUUAUCGGAGAGGGUAUUGGUAUUUUUAAAGUCAGCCAUGAAUUCGAUCAGUCUCAAUUUUGAAUUUAAAGAUAACUUUUUGUAAAAAUAGCUUCCUAAAUAUUUGUUAUAUCUAUCCUCAUUACUCAAGCCCCUGAUUAUCGCAAGAAAGAACCUUUGCACUUGGCAAUAGCCACAUUUAAAUGUUAGAUUGGCAAUCAGUAGCCUCAGAAUUUGUCUUAAAAAAUAAGAAAAAGCGUACUAAUAUUUUAUACCUUUCAAAACACUCUCACCCACUGAUAAUAAGUGAAAAAGAAACAUAAAUUAUGAACAAAUCCCAAAGAAGCCCAAAAGAUAUAGUUUCCAAGGUCGAAUAAUAAAUUUCGCCCCUAGUGAUUACACAUACAUAUUUGCAUAAUAACUAUUAUUAUUUAUACGACUACUGUACAUAACCAUGUAAAUUACCAAAACUGUUACAAGAAUCGUUUACCUCGAGCGAAAGAUGAGACCCAUGUUGAUUUUAUACAUAUAUAACAACUGAGAUACGAAUAUUUAUUGCAUACUAUACAGUGUGAUUAAAGAUUUUAUUUUCCUAA
This is a messenger RNA of Drosophila biarmipes, 3384 nucleotides long. RefSeq names its product run domain Beclin-1-interacting and cysteine-rich domain-containing protein (gene Rubicon). Lineage: Eukaryota; Metazoa; Arthropoda; Insecta; Diptera; Drosophilidae. The coding region runs from base 123 to 2609 and encodes 828 amino acids. The record is from RefSeq and is a predicted model, not a curated record. The transcript has 4 exons. Gene Ontology annotation, cellular component: intracellular membrane-bounded organelle. Gene Ontology annotation, molecular function: phosphatidylinositol phosphate binding.